Synchiropus splendidus (mandarinfish) is the source of this 573-nucleotide messenger RNA. RefSeq names its product LYR motif-containing protein 4B (gene lyrm4b). Gene Ontology annotation, cellular component: L-cysteine desulfurase complex; mitochondrion. The transcript is spliced from 3 exons. Bases 227 to 484 code for a protein of 85 amino acids. Gene Ontology annotation, biological process: iron-sulfur cluster assembly. The record is from RefSeq and is a predicted model, not a curated record. Lineage: Eukaryota; Metazoa; Chordata; Actinopteri; Syngnathiformes; Callionymidae.
CUGACUCUUUCUGUACGCUUAAACAGCAGCGCGCGUGACUCAAGCGAUGUCGACUCUAUCAUGUGUGCUAUAGUGAGAACCUUUACAUUGACAGACAAGUGGACAGCCGAGUGGAAACGCCGCGCCGUCGGCUCGCUUGAUUUUACUCAGGCGCGCAGGAGACACUCGUCAUCCGGGCUCCUCCGCCCAGUGCGGCGUGUGACAGCCAGUUAGCACUAGCAGCAAGAUGGCGGCGAGCGGCAGGGCGCAGGUGCUCUGCCUGUACAGGUCGCUGCUGAAGGAGAGCCGGAGGUUUCCGUCCUACAACUACAGGACUUACGCAGUGCGGCGUGUGCGUGACUCCUUCAGGGCCAAUAAGAAAGUUGAGGAUCCAAAAGCCGUGGAGAAGCUGAUGAUGGAGGGAAGAGAGAGUCUGAUGAUGAUCCAGAGACAGGUGGCCGUCGGAUCCAUGUACCAGGCGCAGAAGAUAGUGGUGGAAUCUUGACAGGAAGUGACAUCACUCUGGCCAGAAGAGGAAGCUGACCCACUUUAUUUAUUCUUGUUGCCUCACCAUUAAAACUGUCUUCGCACUUG